Molecule: messenger RNA, 5938 nt
Organism: Chironomus riparius
Lineage: Eukaryota; Metazoa; Arthropoda; Insecta; Diptera; Chironomidae
Source: the annotation of a GenBank genome assembly
AAAAAAUAUUUUUUUUUGUUUGUUUGUUGUAUACAAUAUUUAAGAAAAAAAAAGCGAUUCAGUCAGUUGUAGUGCGGGACGGAGAGCAUACGUCGGUUCUGUUUCGUUGUUUAAGAAAAAGAGAAAUAUAUAAUAUACAUGAAGAUAUUGUGAAGAGAAUAUAAAAAUUUAUAUCUUAAUAAUUUUUUUUGAAAAAAAAAGAAAAAAAAUGUCUAAUGACAUUGAUUAAAAUUAAGCAAAAUCAAGUGCCUUUCAAAUAUGAUUAAAAUUGUGUGAUAUUAAAUAAUUUGAUACAAUACUGUCCUAUGAUGAGUGAAUAAUUAUUUUCAGUGAAAAAAAAAAUAAAUAAAAAAUAUUUUGUGUGAAAAUUUUUAUGAAAAAUAUGAAAAUACAUUUUAACAACGCGUGUGAGAUAUAAAUAAGCAUAUAGAUCUAUAUAUUUUGUAAAAAAGAUAUUAUUAUUAUUCAUAAAAACAGAAAUGAGACAUGAUGAUUUCUCCAAUUAUUAAGACUGAUUCAUGCAUUAAUACUUUUAAAUAAUUAACAAAUUUUUUAAAAAUCAAAACAAAAAAAUAAUUUUUUAAAAAACUCUUUUUACAUAAAAAAGUUUAAUUGGAUAUUAUUGCAAAAAUGAAGGGGCCAUUCGGAGAAGUUUACCCUUAUCAUCAUCAUUUGCAUAAUCAAAUGCUCAAUGGUGCAUCCAAUGGAUUAUUUCGAAGUGGUGGUGAUAUCAAUCAAUUAGCAGCUCAACAGCCAAACACUUCACAUUUUACCGCAUCUGCAGCAAAUAAUAAUUCAUUACAUUUUCCGUCGGCAUUCGUUGCAUUUCACAAUAGCCAAAUGGCGGCUGCUGCUGCUGCAAGUGGACAACAGCGACCUACACAUGAGAGUAAUUUUAAUCCAGCAUCAUCGUUUCAUUAUCCGCAUGGGCCAUUAUUUAAUGAGGUGCAGUUACUUAAUUCAUCAUCACGAAAUCCACUAGUUCCAGUAUUGCCAUUAUCACCUGAGAAUAGUCAAAAUAAUCCGCCACAUCCAGCUGACAUUCAUCCUGCAUAUCGAAUUGGAUAUAUGCAAUUACUACAUACGCUUCAUAAUGCAACCAGCCCACAAUCAUCUCUACAUGGUCCAAGUUUUUCAACGGAAAAUCUAUCACAUGCUGCCGCUGCUGCUGCAUCAUUAAGUGGUGUUCCAUAUACGACAUUAAAUAGCUUCUCAAAUGAUGUUAAUAUGGAGCGUCUAAAGUCGAGUAAUGGCGGAACACAAACCUCACUUCGUGCCGAUCCAAUUACAACCUUUAAUCGGAAACGAGCACUGUCAUCAUCACCAUAUCCAGAUUUGUUGGAUGUGAGCUCAAUGAUACGUAACUCGCCAAACUCACUUUAUGGUUCAAAAAAUAGCCACAUAAGUGGCUCAUUUGGACAUUUAGCGGUAACAGCUUUAAAUAACACAACAGCAAGUGGAACGAAUGGAUCACUCGGUUCGCCAAUGUCCAUUUCAUCGUUGCCAACAUCUCUCCAGCACUUUUUAAUGAGCGGUGACAUCCUUCCAUCACUAUCAGGUCAUUACAUAUCACCAACAAACUCAAUGUUUUCAUUAGCACACCAUCAAGCGAUGAUGCAAGUUGAUGCCUCUAUGCAAUCUCUUAAAUCGGAAACACACGAUGCCCAACAGAAGCAACAUAGUAAUAGCACAUCGUCAAAUUCAUUAAAUAAGAAUGCAAAUAAGAAAUCUGAUUCGAAUACAAUGACAGUGACAUCAGCCGAGGCUGAUAGUCCAUCGCAAAUGCAAUCACAGAUUCGUAAAGUGAAGAUUAAAUCCGAGAAUAUUAGUAAUGAUGAUUUUAUACAGAAUGCCAAAUUAUCGACAACAAAUUCACAUUUAAAUCAACAUCAUCAGCCGCAUCAUCAUCAUCAUCACCAUCAUCAUAACAUAACAAGUGCCAAUGUAAAUGAAUUACAAAGUAACUUUAGCAGUAAUCAACGACUGAAGCCAAAUGGCAUAAUGAGUAAUGUAGGAGGAAACCAUAAGAGCAAGGAAAUGUUCAAUGCCAAAAAUAAUAAUCAUAAUAGUAAUAAUAAUAACAAUAACCUUAGAUCAAGUAACAAUAAUAGUAGCACAAGUAGUGAAACAGUCCUAGCUGAUACGACCGAUGCGAAGGAAGAUGGCGGUAAUUUUAUCGAAACAAAUUGUCAUUGGAGAGGUUGUGGGCUUGAAUUCAUGACACAGGAGGAAUUAGUUCGACAUAUUAAUACCGAUCAUAUACAUGGCAACAAGAAAUCUUUUGUAUGUCGAUGGGAGACAUGCUCGAGAGAUGAGAAACCAUUUAAGGCUCAAUACAUGCUUGUUGUGCACAUGAGACGGCACACUGGAGAAAAACCACAUUCAUGCACGUUCGAAGGAUGUCAUAAAGCAUAUUCACGCCUUGAGAAUCUCAAAACACAUUUAAGAUCACAUACAGGCGAGAAGCCUUACACCUGUGAGUUUCCGGGUUGUAGUAAAGCUUUCAGUAAUGCAUCAGACCGUGCAAAGCAUCAGAAUAGAACACAUAGCAAUGAGAAACCGUAUGUCUGUAAAGCACCAGGAUGCACAAAGCGAUAUACAGAUCCAUCGAGUUUAAGAAAGCAUGUAAAAACUGUUCAUGGUGCAGAUUUCUAUGCAAAGCGAAAGCAUAAAGGUACGGGUGAUAGCGGAAGCGGUGAAGAUGGAAAUGGUGUCAGCAGUCCUGCUACGAAUGAAGAUAAUUACAGUAUAAAAACGACGAGUUUAAUGAGUCCAAGCAUAAAAUCAGAAUCGGACAUAAAUUCACCGGGAUAUCCACAAAUGAAUAGCCCAUCAGGCGUCUCACACAUGAAUUCAGACAUGAAUGAUGACUUUGACUAUGGAAAUGGAGGUAGCAACAAUGGCAAUAAUAAUAUGAGUAAUGCUAAUAGCACACAAAUUGGAAUUGUCUCCUCAACCGUAGACUCCCAGUGGCCAUACGAGGAAGAAGAAGAAACAGCCGAGGUCUCUGAACUCCCAAUGGUCUUACGUGCCAUGAUUGAUUUCGAUCAAACCGGAGGUGGAGGUGUUGCUCUUAUGAAUCCAGUUGAUCAAUUUAGUUCUCGCUUUCGAUCUCGUUUGCAUCCCAAAGGUGGAAUGUUGCAGCCACCAUCACCAAAUCCAUCGGAAUAUAUUAGUAGCUCAUCUCCACGUAGUACUUAUGGCAUUGGUGAAUUAAAUCGCCGCAUUACAGAUCUUAAAGUUGAUCAUCCAGCAUUGAGUCCACCGCAUAAUUUCAUGCGUGACUCAUCGCCAAAAUUACUCGAGCUUGGUCAAAACUAUCAAAAUAAUGUCAAUACAGCACAUUAUCAACAAACGACUUUACAAUUCAAUCAACAAUUGAAUCAACAAAUACGACGUGAUAGUAAUAAUUCAACAACAAGUAGUUCAUAUUAUAGUAUGAAGUCAUGUGAUGUUAGCCGACGAAGUAGCAACCAAUCUCAUACAUCAUCGAUUUCAACAUUACGACCGAGUUCAAAUGCCUCACUUGCUGCGCCAGGCGGUGUUGUUGGUGCCAACUUUAAUGGUAACAAUAACUAUGACUCCAACUUAUUUUAUGAUCCAAUUUCGGCUGGCAGUUCAAGAAGAUCGAGUCAACUAUCAACAGCCGAUGGUAUUGGCAACAAUAACUAUGGACCACCAUCAUCACAGCUUUUAUCAUCUCAUUUGGCACGUCUCCAACGUCACUCGAAUGCACCGAGUCAUCAAUAUAAUUCGACUGCCUCAUUCUAUCAACAUAGCCAUCCAUACAAUUCGUACAACUAUCCAGUAUCGUCUCAAGGUGUUGGCAACAUGAACAAUAGCAUGUUCUAUAAUUAUCCGACACAUCCGAAUGCUCAUAAUUUUCCGCACAUGUAUGCCAACAAUAAUACACGACAACACCAUCAGAUACCAUCAUCGUCAACUGACCGUAGAAUGAGCGAGCCAAUAAGCAGUAUUGCAUCGAGAAACGUGCAAAAUGACUUCACAUGUCCCAUCGUACAACGUCCUCGUUCGACGACACCUACAAAAUCAUUAGAGAUGGUUUUGGACUCGCCAAAAGAUAUGAAAUCAACGCCAGCAGCAACACCGGAAAAGAAAAAAGUCGAGAAGGAGAGCAGCAACAGCAGUGGGAGUAAGAAGAAUAAAAGUAAUAAUAAAGAUUCACCAUCAAAACCACAUCCAAAUGAGACUGUCGUACUUGAUGUGCUGAAAACGAAUGAAAAAAUCGAAAAUUGCGAUGAACUCGUUAUACCAGAUGAUAUGGUAUUAUAUUUGAAUCAAGUGAGUGAUGAGGGAACAACGCCAUCAACAGCAACAAAGCCAUCAUCAGUGCCAAAAAUCAAAUUAGAUUUAGAUGAAAUUGAGCCAAUGUCAUCAUCAAUUUCGAUAGAAAAGAUAAAGGAAGAAGAUCUAUUGACGCUAUUAGCAGAAGUCGAUGCUAAAUCAAAUGUCAAUGAGGAGCAAUGUGAUAUGAGCAAUAAUAAUGCUGAUGGGAGCGACAGACAAACAUUUAAUGAGGCGACAGUAAAUGAUUUUGAGAUCAACAAUAAUAGCCAAGAUGAAUGUAAAGUAGAUAGUGAUACGAAAACAACGAGGAAGGAGAUCACGUGCAAGUCGUAGGAGAGAAGAAAAUAAAAAUUUGAAUUUUUCCAUCCCCGAGUAAUUUAUGCAUUGUUAGAGACGUCGUGUAGCUUCUUGAUUUUUAAUCUUAUUGUUUUUUUCUUAUUCUCAUGAAUGACUGCCUUUUAAAACAGAAGUGAUAAUGAAAUGGCAGGCCAUAAUUGGCAUAUAAUAAACAGGUGAAUGAGCAAUUGUAAUGAAUAGUUUGAGCUUCUAUUAUUGAUAAAUGAAUGAGCGUGUUGAUUUCGACUAAUUGACGUGAUAAUAAGAUACCGACUUUUUUACGGUAGACUGGGAAUAUAUCAGUUGAACAGCCGGCUGUUUGCUGUUAGCAAAAAUAAUUUUAUUCAUGCAGACUGAGUUACUACUGAGUGCUCAUUUGAAUAAUAUGGAGAUUCAUGUUGGUACUUAAGUUUGGCAGAUUAUUGGAUGGAUCAAAAAUACGUUAAGAAAUAUUUUUGAAUAAUUUUUGACCGUUAAAAAUUAAGAAUUACAUUUAUUGAUUUUUGAAUAGAAUAAUAAUAUUUAAAAUUAAGGAAUCAAACACAUAUUUUAAAUUUGCAGCUCAUUUUCAAUUGGGUCGUUCGUAAAUGAUGUCAGAAAACUCAAAAUAAUGCAAGGGUGUAGCUAGGAUGGUCUGAAGGGGUUCGAAACCACUGUUAUAUUUUGAAAAAGCUACAAACAAAGCUUGACACUCCUCGAGAAAAAAAAAGACUCUAGUUGCACCCCCUGACUUACUUAAAUCCUAACAAACCUCAAACAACUGCCAAUCGACGUUCUCAAAUUAAUAUUUCAAAUUCUCGGGAAAAUUAAACAAAAAACACGAAAGAACAAGGAACAAUAAUUGAAUUGAAUAGUAAUAGCAUUUAAUUAAUUAUAAUUAAUUAUUAUCAUUAAAUUUUGUUUUAAUUUUCUUUUAUGUUAUAAUUAAUUAAACUUUUUAAUUCUAUCUGCCUUUUUGUGUUUUAUGCAAAAAAAAAAAUCAUGAAAUAAUUUUCAAUAUUUUUCUGAUAUUAUUAUUAUGACUCUUUACUUUGUAUGUUAUUGAACAAGAACAUAAAAUAAUAUUUUUUCAUGAAAAUUUAUUAUGAACGAAUGUGAAACGAAAAAAAAAGUAUGAAUGAAAUAUGUUUAUGGCAAUUUCUCUGUUCUUCCAUUAUGAUUAUACAAUAAUUAUUAUUAUUAUUAUUAUUAUUUUCUAUUAUUGAGAAUUCAUUCUAUUUUUUAUUUUAUUAUUUUUUAGGUAUUAGGAACUUUUUCUUGUGAAAUAAAUAGUUUUUUUGAUGAUUAAAAAUUA